This is a messenger RNA of Durio zibethinus, 2453 nucleotides long. NCBI's taxonomy places the organism in Eukaryota, Viridiplantae, Streptophyta, Magnoliopsida, Malvales, Malvaceae. The record is from RefSeq and is a predicted model, not a curated record.
CUCUCUGUGGCUGAUCAUCAAAUUUAACUAUGAAGAAGCUCUACCGCAGAGGCGCGGUUCAUCCAUCACCACCAAUCUCAACCAAUCAUCUGUCCUUUCUUCCUGCAACCAUCUUAACCCUUGCGGCUGCUCUUUCCCCCGAAGACAGGGAAGUCUUGGCCUAUCUCAUCUCUUGUUCUAACAAUGAUUUUGGCAACUUUACAAGCCACCGCAAAAACACCCAAAAAAAUCCAACUAAAGGGAGCAUCAGCAGCAGCAGCGAUCAUGAUCAUCCACCUCUUUUUACCUGUGAUUGUUUCAGGUGCUACAUGAGUUACUGGGUCAGGUGGGACUCAUCGCCCAACCGGCAGCUGAUACACGAGGUUAUAGAUGCUUUUGAAGAAGGGUUAGUUCAAAGCAAGAAGUCAAAGAGCAAGAAAGAUAGGAAAAAGAAAGGCGGUGGUGCUGAUGGGUCUGCUGGUUUGAAACGACCCGAUUUGAGCUUACGAAAGGACGACUCAAGUGAGUUGAAAUUGGUGGAAGAGAGUAGCUGUAGCAGUAGUGGUGGUGGUGAAGAUUGUGGGGAUGACGGUGAACAAGGAACAGACAAGGGCUCAGUAAGGAGGAUUGUGAACUUCAUUGGAGAGAGGAUUUGGAAUGUUUGGGGCCAAGGAAUUUAGACGAGAAUCGAGGUAUAGAGGUGGGUUUAACUCCAACCUUUUCCUCUCUAUAAGAGAAAGAAAAAUGAAAAUUUUUAUCUACCUUUUUAAUUAAUUUUCCCUUUUUUUGUAUAUUACGCCCUUUUACAAUGUGAAAAUGGGUAGCUUAAUCUUGAAUCAAUCAUGUUUUUGUUGUUCUUGAAGCAACCUUUUGAUAAAAUUUCCCCAUUUUCUAGCUUAAGCUCUCUCUAUAUAUAAUACAUACCAUUUUCAGAUUAGCUAUAAGCUUAUGAUCAUUGGAAAUGAGGAUAAUAAAAUGAUCUUUUUUUCGACUGUGAAGCAAAUUUAUUUCUUAUAUUCUCUGUACAUGUUUCUGACAUUUUCCUUGUGUUUUCCUCAACUCUUGUUUUUUUUUUUUUUUUUUUGAACUUUUUUUAUGCAUGUAAUGUUUUGGGGAUUGAAAUUGGAUUCUGUUUAGAGAUGGCAAUAUGCUCGAUCUAUCACUCAAUUUAGUGUUCUCUCUGAAGUGCAGAUGCCCGGCAAUCGAUCUCUAUGUUAAUAAUAAUGCCGACCCAAUUCAAAAAGUGAUAAUUAUGAAUGAAUUUUUAUAGACACCUAGAGAUAAGGAUCAUAAGAUAGCUAUUAAUGUUGGUCUUUUCCACUUCAACCAACUGAUAAUUUAGCUCAUAAGAUUAUCUUCAUUUCAGUCUAAUACAGUUACUAUUAAGAUGAGAAAAAAAAUUGUACUAGCUCAAAAAUUAUGAUAUGAUGAUGAUGAUGAUGAUGGAAAUCACUAUUAUUAGUGUAUGCUGUGUAUGAUGAUCCAUACAAUUGAACCUGAAAAGAAAAUAAGGGAAAAAUGGGGAAAUAGCCAAGAAUCAUUGUUCUGCUCGUUUUCUUCCCUUUUAUAUUUCUCCCAGGUGCCAGGGUUAGCAUCUUAUUGCAAGCAUGAAACCCCUGAAGUACUAAAAGUGGGAUCCAUGGUUUCUUAACGAUGGCGUUUGUAUUAAGCUUUGCCCAAUUGCUGGAAAUCCUAGGACAGAAUUGUACUUGCGUAACUGUCCUCGAGGUUGAUUACAUUUGCCCAAAGAAAAGCUAAAAGAACUGGGUAAGGGAGUGGCACUUUUGGUAAUUGAAAAAGAAAGGGCACAAUGGGCAUGCAUGCAUGGAGACUGGAGGCUGCGGAAAAGGCUGAUUGAAAUGAAGGUGUAGAUGUGGUUUGUGAGCAUGAACGAGGUCGGCAAAAGUAAGGCUUCGAUUAAAGCAAAGGCCCCAAAUAAUAUAAUGUAAAGUGCCCCCACUAACGACUCCAGUCCAAAUUCCUUUUCGUUGUUCCCCAAGGCUAUUUAUUCCUUCCAUUAAUGUGAUAAAUCCUGUCCGUCAAAUGUUACUUACUCUUAUUUCUUUUGCCAUAUUAUAUGAUUAUUAUCCUCUUCUUCUUUGCAAGUAUAUCAUUUCUGCACCUUAAAGAUCGAGUCAUGGUUUGUCUCAGAAAACCUAAUUUCCUACUUGUGUAAUGGCAUCUCUGAUAUAUUCUAUGAUUACUAGCCAUCCUUGUACCAAUUUUGUUGAAGAGCAAUUAGUACAUGGUAUAUGGCAUUUAAUAAUUAAUUAAGUUGGAGUUUAGGCCAGAUUGAAAAGUAGAGGGAAUAAGUCAAAUUUCAAAAUGCUUUGGCACCCUAUGGCCAUGUCUUUAUCUCAUCCCUUCCCUUCUCUUCCCUGGAAUAAUGAUACUAUAAUAAAACAUUAAAACACGAGUAGUAUCUUAGCAAAUCGCAUCUGCCUGCUUUGGGUUUGGCCAAUAAAACACAGAAA